Messenger RNA from Dendronephthya gigantea, 6085 nucleotides. RefSeq names its product protein mono-ADP-ribosyltransferase PARP14-like. Gene Ontology annotation, biological process: negative regulation of gene expression. NCBI's taxonomy places the organism in Eukaryota, Metazoa, Cnidaria, Anthozoa, Malacalcyonacea, Nephtheidae. The coding region runs from base 29 to 5593 and encodes 1854 amino acids. The transcript has 15 exons. The record is from RefSeq and is a predicted model, not a curated record. Gene Ontology annotation, cellular component: cytoplasm; nucleus. Gene Ontology annotation, molecular function: NAD+ poly-ADP-ribosyltransferase activity; transcription corepressor activity.
AACCUCAUUGAAGCGAGAUGGUUUAGAAAUGAUAAAAGACGAAAAAACGGAAAGAAUAACCGUUAAAGGCUCACCAACACAAAUAGAAAAGUUUAAAAUUGAAACGCAAGAAAUCGUUGGCUUUUUUGAAGAGCGUUCCUUGAAUGGAAACAGGUUUUCCUUGUUGAAGGCAAACAAAGCUAUUUCACACGUAAAGUCGUUGUUGACUGCAGAGAAUUCCACUGUGGAAGUUGUAGUCGAUGAUAAAGAAAUGGUAACACUGUAUGGUAUGAAAAAGACAGACGUAGACAGAGCUUUUGAUAUUAUUGUGAAUGCUAUGGUCGAAAUAAAACUCCCGGAUGGUUUGCGAACGAAAUCAUCCCAAGAUGCAUUGCUCAACGAGUUGGGAACAUCAACUCCGCUUUUAAUACAAAGAGAAGAUGGCGUUCCACGAAUCGUCUGUUUCAAGAAGCAUUCGCAAAACCUACACGCAAAAAUAGACGAUUUUAAAGAACAAAAGAAAACGGUAGAACAAAGAGUACGACUUCCAAAAGCAGUCCUACGCUAUCUCUCAACCUACGGAGAAACUACCUUGGAAGGCUUGCGACUUUCAUCACCUGGCUUGAAGAUAGAGAUUGGAGAUGAAGCCUUGGUUCUGUCUGGUGAGAAGCCAGUCGUCGAGAAUUGUUGUGUGAGCAUACAAGAUCAAACAAAAGAUCUAAAGGUGGAGAAGAUGGAUUACGGAACACCGGAAACAGCGUCAAGUAUAAAAGGAAUGGCAUACAUGGCAAUUGAGAGCAUCGAAAGGAAACAUCGAUGUGGAAUUGAAAUCACAGUCAACGACCAGCCAGAAAGACAGGGUUCAUUCCGAUCACAAAAUGCAAGCACUGUUAGUAGCAAGGAAGACAUGAAGCGUACAAUGCAAUGUCGAUACACCUUCCCAAACGGUAAAAUCAUUGAGGUACAUCAAGGCAAUAUCCUGGAACAUCCCGUACAUUACUUAGUGAACUCUGCGAACAACGAGCUCCAGCAUUCUUGGGGACUUGCCGGGGCGAUAGUUAGGAAAGGAGGGCGUAAAAUCCAGGAGGACUGUUUCCGUGCUUUAAAUCAACUGGGAACGGCAAAACUUUUACCUGGAAAUGUUGUCACUACUGACGGAGGGAAAUUGAUGUGUAAGGAAAUACUUCAUGUAGUGGUGCCAGCGUACCGUCCGUCUGACGAAGACGUCGAAGAUGAAAACGAGAUAUAUUUAAGGCACUGUUGUACUAAUGUCUUGGAAAGUGCAACCAAGGGUCAAACUAUUGCAAUCCCAGCGCUGGGCACAAGGGGAUACAGUAUUAGUGCAAAAAGUUUGGUAGCAGCGACUUGUGAUUUUUUACAAAAAAAACCUUCCCACAGUUUACAAGAAGUUCAUUUUGUUGAUUAUGAUCCCUCGGCCAUCGAGGCAUUGAUGAAAGAAAUAUUGACAAGGUUUAGUUGUGAUUUAAACUUACAUAUCAACGAACCGGUUCGAGAUAGAUGGAGACCGCUGCUAGGCGCAUCUGGUGGAGUUUCGCCACUGGUUACCACCAAAGCAUGUGAUCAUUUUACAUUUAAAACUCCCGAGGGAAUGGAAGUGCGACUGACCAUUGGAAACAUUGCAAAAUCUACGAGCGAUAUUAUCGUAAACACAGCUACAAAUGAUCUGAACCUUACGAGGAAUCCUUCAUCAAAAGCAAUUCUUGACGAAGCUGGGAGCGCCCUGAAAACGUUCUGCGUGAAAUGGAUAGAAGAUAACGGUCUAGUUAACGAAGGAGACUUUGCAAUCACAGAUGGCGCCAAGUUGAAAUGCAAGAAAGUCUUUCAUGUUAAAUGCCCCAGAUGGACAGCUGAUCAGGGAGAGAAGAAACUCCGUGAGGUUGUGCAAAAACUGUUAUCUAAAACCGCAGCUCUCUCGCUCACAUCGAUCUCAAUGCCUGCUCUUGGAACUGGGAAACUGAGAUUCCCGGAAAAAUUGGUCGCCAAAAUCUUGUUUGAAGAGGCCAUUAAAUUCAGUUCAGAUCACAAGCCUUCCUCAAAAAUCAAACUGUUUAACGUUGUCGUUUACAAGGGGAAUAAGACAGCCGUCGAUGCAUUCAAAGAACAAUUUCAAGUCUUCUCACCAACUGCUGACGUGAAUGCACGAAAAGCAAAACGAGGUUCGGAAAGUGGUGCAGGUAUUCUGAAGACAACACGUAAAAAGAUUUCGGGAGCCUUCGACAGAAGUUCGGGCAAAGAAAAAGAUAAAACACACGGAGUUGAGGUGGAAAUUGUUCAAGGAAAUAUAGUCGAGGAAUCCACUGAUGCAAUCGGGUUCCUGGUUGCCGAGGAUAUUACACAAGGAGGGCAAAUUGGAAGAGCACUUUAUAGAGGAGCCGGUGAAGAUUUAAGAAAAGAAUACAUUAAUAUUGGAUUGAACAGGAUUGACCCUGGAACGGUAGUCAUGACAACGGCAGGGAAUUUGAAAGUUUGCAAAUUGCUGCACAUGGUUAUAAAGGCGCCCACCGACAAAUCGACGAUUCAAAAUGCAGUUACAAGGUGUUUAAACGACGCUGACAUGUACGGCUUCGCCUCGUUGUCGCUACCUGCGGUCGGAACCGGUCACUUGCAGAAAGAUGGCAAACAAUCCGCUGAGAUUUUAUACCACUGCAUCAAAGAAUAUCGUAAAAGAAACGACAAGUCCUUGAAGCUCAUUCGUAUUGUUAUUUUACAAGAAAAUGUUUUCGAGGAAUUCCGUGGAGCUUUCGCACGCAAAGAUCCGGGCGCAGAGUCAUCGAAAGGAAGCACACGUAAGACGAGGCAACAGAUUACUCUUGAAAUUGCGGCAGAAAGUUCGAGCGACAUCGCAGCGAUCAAGGAAGAACUGAAACGGGUCGAGGCAGAACAAUGUCAUACUGAGACCAUCGAAACACAACAGGUGAUUGAUGUGAAACAACUAGCGAAAAUCAUGGAAAUACAGGACCUCCACGAUGUUCGUAUUGAGUGUGAACCCACUAUUGGAUACAUCAGAAUCAGCGGGCUGGCAAGGAAUGUGGCGAUUGCUGUGGGAAAGAUUCACAAUAUUAUUCACGAAUGGGAACGAGAGAGACAUCACGCAGAUGUGACUGUCCGAGAGGUUGAAUGGUUGUAUUACGAGGGUGAUAGAGGCGUGGUUAUUCCCGAAAGGUACGCAAAAGAAAUGAGCGCCAAGAUAGAGACGGAGUACAAGAGAAAUCCUUCUGGGACUGUCGAAGUUGGUGACGAUGAGAAAUAUAAAAUAGAUUUCAAAACCAUGACAGAGACAUGUUUGACUUCAAACGAAGACCUGAUGAAAGUCUACAGACGCCCGUGUCAAGCAUUUCCAUUUCCUGGAAAUUGGGAAUAUCAGCCAAUAGACGGUUCCACUGGGCAGGAGCUGCAAGUAUUUUCCUUCAAUAUUGAGAAACAAGACACAGAAUAUCACCAAAUUCACAACAAAUUUCAAGCAUCGCUCUCAUUAGCAACAAACGUUUCCAAGACGGAGGUUGUAAAGAUUGAGAGAAUUCAAAAUCCAGGAUUGUAUCAAUUGUACCAAGCGAAAAAGCGGGAAAUGAGCGAUGGUGGAAAUGAAAUGUUGCUAUAUCAUGGAACAACAAAAGAUGCUGUGGAAAAAAUCAACCGCGCUGGUUUUAAUAGAUCUUAUUCUGGAAAACUGAACGCUUUCAAGUUUGGCAACGGUGUAUAUUUUGCCAGAGAAGCUUGGUAUUCAUCAAGAAGACAAUAUGCUGCUCCUGAUGAGAAAGGUCUACAGUAUAUGUACAUAGCCAAGGUCUUGGUUGGGAAAUACACAAAAGGAAACGAAGGUCUGAUCGUCCCACCGCCAAUUGACACUAGCAAUCCAAAUGUUAGUUACGACUCUCUUGUUGACAAUGUAGCAAAGCCGCUGAUCUACGUUGUUUUUUAUGACUAUCAGCACUAUCCGGAGUACUUAAUUACAUUUAAGGAAAAACCAAGCAAUGAAUUGCCGCAAUACCGCCUCUCAGAUAUCCAGCCAGCGCAUGAAGAAAUCUCUGAAAAAAAUAAAACCGCCAGCAUUCCUCUUGAAUCCCCUUCGCAACCUGGGCCAUGCAACGUAGCUAAAGAUGCUAGCCCUCCUGGCACAAAGGAAAGCAACACGUGGUUUAAAGACACUUUCCUUAAUUCAAGAUGCAAGCUAAAAAAAGAAAUUCAUGAAGCUUUAAGAAGUUUCCCGUGGUUGUGUGGAGCGUACGGCCUUUCUGGUCCAAACAAGAAGAUUUGUCGUCCACAUAUUUACCUCACAAUUAAAAGAGGAAUGAAAAAAUCCGAUGUACGACGCGACCUUCAAGAAAAAUUCAAUGUUGACACAAAGCAAUAUUUUGAACUUCUGCAAGAGCCAAAAGAAAAUCCGAAUAUCAAAUUCUUGGUUCGGGAUCAAAAUACUUCGAGUGUUGGAGUCGAAACUUCAUCGUCCGCUACACCAGUCCUUCCAGCACCAGGUGGUGGUGUAUUAGCUUGCAGUGGACAAAGUAAUCAUAACCCAUGUCAUGUACCUGAAGGCGAGAGAGACUUACCUGAUGUGGAAGGAACAGGAACGCUAACUAUGUUUUGUUGCAAAAACGGACAGCAUUACGCACUUACUUGCUUUCACGUUGCUUGUGCAUCUGAUGAAGCUCGUUUGAAUGCUGCGAUCAAUAAACGAGAAAAUAUCCAACAGAUGCGCGACGAAUUUGCAGAUUUGCAAACUCGUGCCAGAGAAAAAGAAUACUUAUUUAAAGAAAACAGAAGAGUAACCAACAACGAGGCCAUUUCGUUUGGAGAUGAUGAAAGCAACCACUUGCAACUUGGUGAAUUUGAAAAUGCUCAUUUUAAUACAAAAUGUGAUAUAUUGUCUCUAAAGAUUCCGAAAGACGUUCAACUUUCUUGUAAAAUUUCGGGUGUAACCUCACCGGAUUGGAAUAAGAUAAAUGGCGAACUGAAUAAGCGAGUUAUUGAAAAUAAUACGAGUCCAGUUCAUGUAGAAAAAAACGGUUUUUCGUCAGGCUUAACGAAAGGAUAUAUCGUUCCCUGUGAUUUUAGUUACAGCGAAGGACCGAAACUGCUUUUUAAGGAUGCAUUUGUUGUCGAAGGAUAUGGUGGUACUCCUUUCCUUGAAGACGGUGAUUCAGGUUCUCUUGUGUUCUUUCGUGAUGAAAAAAAUGUGAAGCAGGCAUUUUCUUAUGGUGUUUGCGAAGUGAGUGAUGACUUAUUACCAAAGAAAGGUUUUGCCUUCCCAUCGCAAGAACUUGCUCCAACAAAUCAGAUGGAAGGAACACGUUUGAGCCAACAACAGGAACAUGAUGUACCCUCGACAUCACUGGAACAAGCCUCGCCAAGGCAUAACGGAACAAAGAUUUCUACCGCGCCCGAUCAUACCUCCCAAGGACAAGCAACUGGUUCCAAUGAUUGUGAUAGCGGUAGCAGUAGCCCUUGGAGUGAAGACAGCGAUGACGGAGGAAUUGUGUUCCAAGAGGAGAGAAAUGGGUUAUCAUAUAUCUGUUUGCCAUUAUACACUGCAUUGAGGAAACUUGAGCUUUUAGAAGCAGCGUGUUUUAACGAUUGUGCUAAUAGCCGGGAAUAAUAGGAGUUCCUAACAUCAGAGCUUAUUGAAAAUAUAUCGAAUCAAAUAUACAGCUCUUUCAAACUUGAAGUGUUUUAAAAACAACUCGCAUCGUUGCGCGCCUAGUAUAUACGUAGCUUAAAUAAAGGAAAUAACGUUCUUAUAAGUUGUAGAGGAAACCUGGUUCUUAUGGUAAGCAUUAAAUUAGUUCUUAUGUUAAGCAUUAGAUUAGUUCUUAUGGUAUAGGCAUAGCACGUAACUUCGGCUUUUAAAGUCUGUCGUGCGUAGCUUCCCACUAUUUUGAAAGUAUGUAAAACAAUUGGGCUAACCGGACUUGUCUUCGAGUAAAAUGUGUGAAAUAUCAGCCAUAUUGCAUCGUUCAGAGAUAAUAACAUAUUUAUUGGAAAUUGUUAGUUAAUAUAUGUGGCACGUUUAUUCUUUUUUAGCAAGAAAUCUCCUGCUAAAAGUCUAAAUAAUGAUUUUUCCAUAUUUCCAAAACCUUAAAUCGAUGUA